This is a messenger RNA of Stegostoma tigrinum, 7103 nucleotides long. Its product is annotated as 3-phosphoinositide-dependent protein kinase 1. Gene Ontology annotation, biological process: intracellular signal transduction; peptidyl-serine phosphorylation. The transcript has 16 exons. NCBI's taxonomy places the organism in Eukaryota, Metazoa, Chordata, Chondrichthyes, Orectolobiformes, Stegostomatidae. The record is from RefSeq and is a predicted model, not a curated record. Gene Ontology annotation, molecular function: protein serine/threonine kinase activity; ATP binding. The coding region runs from base 535 to 2157 and encodes 540 amino acids.
UUGUUGUGCUAUGACGUAAGGAGAGGGAAAAUGGCGGAGGUAGCAGCCGCCGAGCGGGGGCAGUGAUCAACGCCAGAGCCCGGCACCAGGGAUAGGCGACAGGCCAAGGCCGGGAGAAGACUGGGUGGGGACCGUGUCCAUGGCGAGAACCACCAGCCAAAUGAACGCUUUGCUAAAGAUGUCGUUAUAUUCCUACCGUUCUGGUUUCUGAACCCGUUUCUUGAGGUACAAUCAACAAAAUUUCCCUGAGCGUGUACUUGUGGCCACACUAAGCUGUUUUACAGUGAAUGUUCUAAAGUGAGACUUGAACCCAGGCAUCAUGUGCUUCAAAGGAUAUUGUCACUGACAACUAAGCCACAGUGGAUACUGUGGCACAUAACAGAGGACAACUUGCAUAGAAGGUUGUGGAUUUUGGAAUUCUCUUCCCUAAAAGGCUGCAGUUACACAGCAUUGAAUAUAAAGAAUACUGAUUGCUUGUAUGAUGCUGUUCCCAUUCAGUCCAGUGUGGUCCUCUGCUCCUGCCCAUCUCCAUCAAUGGUGAGGAAUCAGACUGAUUCCAGCACACGGCCUGCUAUCUCUGGUAUCGCCAUGGACAGUAGUGCAGGUGAUACCGGACCACUGGUAAGCUCUUUACCACAGCACGCGGGACAACGGCAACAACCGACAUCACAGUCCCAGCGGCAACAGACAGCAGGGCACGCUCAACAGCCUCGGAAGAAACGGCCUGAAGACUUCAAGUUUGGCAAAAUCCUUGGGGAGGGGUCAUUCUCAACAGUUGUAUUAGCACGUGAACAAGCAACUGGUAAAGAAUAUGCAAUUAAAAUUCUGGAGAAACGUCAUAUCAUUAAGGAGAAUAAGGUACCAUACGUUACUCGAGAAAGGGAUAUCAUGUCUCACCUGGAUCACCCCUUUUUUGUAAAACUCUACUUCACUUUUCAGGAUGAUGAAAAACUCUAUUUUGGCCUUAGUUAUGCUAAAAAUGGGGAGCUACUUAAGUACAUUCGUAAGCAAGGCUCAUUUGAUGAGAACUGUACAAGAUUUUAUUCUGCUGAAAUUGUUUCAGCACUGGAAUACUUACAUGAGAUUGGGAUCAUACACAGGGACCUUAAACCAGAGAAUAUCCUGCUGAGCGAGGACAUGCACAUACGGAUUACUGAUUUUGGAACAGCAAAAGUAUUAUCUUCAGAUAGUACACAAGCAAGAGCAAAUUCUUUUGUUGGAACAGCACAGUAUGUUUCACCAGAGCUUCUGACAGAGAAAUCAGCUUGUAAAAGUUCUGACCUCUGGGCUCUUGGCUGUAUUAUAUAUCAGCUGGUAGCUGGAUUGCCACCAUUUAGGGCUGGCAAUGAAUAUCUCAUAUUCCAGAAAAUCAUUAAGUUAGAAUAUGAAUUCCCAGAAAAGUUUUUUCCAAAAGCAAAAGACUUGGUGCAGCAACUUUUGGUGUUUGAACAUACCAAGCGCUUAGGCUGUGAAGAGAUGGGAGGUUAUGGACUCCUCAAGGCACAUCCAUUCUUCGAGCCAGUUGCUUGGGAGAAUCUGCACCUUCAAAUACCCCCAAAACUCACCGCAUAUCUCCCGGCAAUGUCUGAGGAUGAUGAAGAAUGCUACGGCAAUUAUGAUGACCUUCUCAGCCAGUUCGGUUGCAUGCAGGUUGCUCCCUCCAGCUCGUCACAUUCACUGUCUACACCUGAGCCUAGCGCUCCCCAGAGGUCAGGCAGCAACAUCGAGCAGUACAUUCAUGACCUCAACGACAAUUCAUUUGAGCUGGAUCUUCAGUUUACAGAUGAGGAUAAGCGGCUACUGCUUGAGAAACAAGCCAACAGAAAUCCCUGGCAUCAGUUUGUAGAAAACAAUUUGAUCCUAAAGAUGGGCCCAGUUGACAAGAGGAAGGGUCUAUUUGCACGACGCCGACAAUUACUUCUCACCGAGGGCCCCCACCUCUAUUAUGUAGAUCCUGUCAACAAAGUUCUGAAAGGGGAAAUUCCCUGGUCACAGGAGCUGCGUCCAGAAGCCAAGAACUUCAAAACCUUUUUUGUUCAUACUCCAAAUCGGACAUAUUACUUAAUGGAUCCAAGUGGAAAUGCGCACAAAUGGUGCAAGAAAAUCCAGGAAGUGUGGCGACGGCGGUACCAGAACCAACAGAAUGCUGGCAUUUAGCACAGUGCAGCUGACAUGAAUAGAGAAGCUUCCCCUCACGCUGCUGGUGCUCCACGGUCAAGAACUUUAGCACAGCAUAAAAAGCCGCUCCACCCAUCCCUCCCCAUCUAUAUCUUUCCAUUUUUACUCUCUCUAUGUUCAUCCUCCUCCUUUUUCUAUCUCCUUCCCCUCCUUCUUAUUUCCAUUCACAUUGUCCCUUUCCUCCCCAGUUUAAAAAUAAACAGCCUAUAAACAUCCAGAUAAAACUUAUAUGGAGGUUGUGGUGAGGACAGGCUUGCUCCAACCAUUUCUCCUUCCUUCUUUCCAUUUAAAUGGGAUUGUGGGGGUUGCUUUGCCUGCUCUUUGUGCCGCAGGCCUGUUAUAUUGCGGUAGGAGACCCCUUGCCUCUUUGUGUAAUGUCUGCUCUUGUUCCAGGUUGCUGAAUAAUUGAUGCUUUUAGGGAAAAAAAAAAUGUGCAUUUAUAAACUGCAUCACAGUCAGAUUGCAAAGCUCAAUCGUGUGUGUACCCCGCAACCCCCAUUCCAAUUCAGGCAGCCCUUCAUUUACACUGGGCCUGACCUUCGUGAUAUUACCUUUUUAUUUUUUGUUUUACUUAAAUUAUUCAAGAGCUGUGUACAUUUUCACUUCUGUUCUUGCUCUCUUCUGGCCUCUGACUCCUGCAGCAUUGGUUUCCCAUUUGUACGAAUGCCAAGGGUAUAUAGUGGUACUGAGGAGUCGAUGUGCAUAUAAACACACCUAAACACAGAAGGAAAUCCCUUAUUUAUGCCUGACUUACUUUACCAGAGUGAAAUUGUAUUGAUCGAACUGUACAGCCCUGUCUUUGAAAGUUGGUUAUAGUUUGUCAAGAUACACACUCGAAACAGAAGAUGAAGUUUUGUAAUUAAUUGACCUGUUCUUAUUGAAGCAGCCCCAUGUGCUGUGAUAGAAUUCUGUACAUGUCUUGUUUUAUAUAAUUGUUUGCUCAUUCUGAUUCGUUUCUACAGCAGGCUGCUGUUAAGUUGUUGGCCAUAACCAGAAAGAUUGAAAUGAAUUUUUGGUCUUGGGCAGUCAGUGCAUUUCGCUUGGCUGAAGAUGUUGAUCUGAACGAACUGGGGUUCAACACUGCAAGGCACUGAAUUAAUGCACGCUUAAACCAGCAAGUUAUUUUGCUGCUUCCCUUAAAAUGAUUGAAGUAUCUAAAACUGUUUCAGUGAUGGUGCAAUACUCACUCGCUAAAAUUUUAUACUUGCUCCGUGCUAGAUUUCAGACAUGGAGUCAGGCUUGUGCGCAUCUGGAACUGGCUUGUGCAACCAGAUGUUCACUUUGCAAGUCACAGCAUUUUAUUUUCUGCUGUGACUGCAGUGACAGCAUAGUACAACAUAUGCCCAGGAUCUGUCUUUAGCCAAUGGUCCCUGCCCAAAGGGACAGGAUGUUGAAGGCAGCAAGGAUUUUGAGGUAAUUGGCUGUGCUCAAUGCUGCGCACAUGUACACUUGACUGGAUUUGAACGUACCCAGUCUGCUGUUGUGUAACUUCUGUAAAUUUUCUGUGUGUAUAAUAUAUAUAUAUAAAUAUAUUAUGUGUGUGUUUGCAGGGGGAGGGUUAGAAUUACACCUGGUACUUGUGUAACUGCAGUGAGACACUUCUGAGAUUCUCUCUAUUUUUGUGCAAUCGCAAGAGGAGAGAAGAAAUCCAUUUAAAGCAACAAAAGUCAUAACUGGUUGGGUCUGUCCCAAUGCUUCAUCUGUGAGUAGCUGAGCCACAAAUCCAGAGGCACCUGGCUUUAUCAUUGUCAAAAAGACCAACUUGGCCUUUGUAUCUUAGGGAUAAACAGUCCAAUUUCCUACUCUUGUUUGUCAUCCUGUCAGCAAAUGUUUUGGACUCUCCGGUGGCUCCCACUCCUCCCCACCCAACGUGGAUUACCUGCCAGCACAUCAUCUCACCUGCAGAGACUGGCCACCCAGACAAGGGCUGAAAGAGUGGGCUACUGAUCAUCAAACUAAGCUCUAUCAUAUUCCAUAUCCUUGGGAAGAGGACAAGAGUAACGCAGCAAAUCUGUCAUGGUGGUUUCAUGUACAUGUUGCAUGCCCAUGCCCAUGUCCAUGUCUUGGGUCAGUGCAAUCCUUAAAAACUGGAGGGUUUCGCCAAACUGGCUGGUGAUGUAUGUUUAGUAUAACAGUAUUGUGUUGUCUACAACAGAUGCUGUCCACAACAUCACAAAACCAACCACUAACUCAAUGGAAAAGUGAUUUUACGUAAAACAACAUUUCUGGAAUAUAUGUGGUGAAACUCUUCACACAUUCUUUGUUUUUGUUUUCCCUCCUUGAUUUGUUAUAGUCUGUACAGCUCUUCAUCUGUGUGGAUCAAACAACCUGGAUCUCAGGUGGGGAAUGCUGGCUUUCACGGUGAGCUGUCAUUUCAAACUUUCUGUACCUAGGAUACAAACAUUGUGGAUGAUGAAGGUCUGAAACUAAAACGAAUUACUGGAGAAACUCAACAGCUCUGGCAGCAUCAAUGAAGAAAAACCAGAGUUAACAGUUCCAGUUCCUUCCUGAGGAAGGGUUACUGGUCUCAACAUUAACUCUGCUUUUUUGCUACAGAUGCUGGCAGACCUGCUGAGUUUUUGCUUCUGCACCUGGGGUUGUGCCCAUCAGCUGCAUGUGUUCAACAGGUUGAACACUGCGGCAUCCAGCUUGUGGCUUUUAACCCAUCCAGGAUUUGGCUGACUUAAAAGAGUAGUCUUCAGUCAGUCUUCCAGCAACUGUCUAACUGAAGUAUAUCUCAUUACAGUGGAGGGUUGGGAUCCAGCUGUGGGUUGCUUCUGCUGGAAUAGAAACCACCUGUCACCACAAUCCGUCAUCUUGUUAUUUUCCUCCGUUCACCUAGAACAGCUUUCUCUGACCUCUUAAAACCUGAUCAGUUGGAACCUCAGGAAUUUAUGGCCUACGCUGUUACAGGAUUGCCUCAUGUUUUCUGUUGUAUCUGCACCUGAUGUACCAAGCUGUCAAAAUCUUCACCCAGGUCAAAGAGCCCCACUUCAUUACAGUUAUUGACUGAUCAGGAGCUAACCAAGUUUUAUUUUUGUAGAUGAUGAUCUUGGAUAGAUCUCUGAUAAACCACAGAAGUUUUAAUCAGAGUAACAUUCUACCAAACCCACUUUAAGCAGCAGAUGCAGCUACUGGUCCACGCGAGAUAACAUAAUCAUUCUAUGAUCUUGGUGUUUGUUUCGACAGAUCGAUGAUCGACAGUUUGCUUUUAACAGAUGAUAACUGCUCACUGUGAGAGUAUAAAACAUACGGGUCUUUUAUUCCUCAUAUUACCAUACAUGUGGAAGGUAACAAUUUCAAAGGGGUAGAAUGCAGCAAAGCUGAUAGUACAGUAAUACAGAUUUUGCAGUUUGGUGAAGAGAGGUAGGUACUGUACCUUGUAAAAAGACCAGUUGAUAAUGCAUGCAUUAGCUGCCUCACUAACUGCACUCAUAAAUAGAGCUUGCUGUAAUGCUGGGGACCUGUAUGUUAGUUAGUUAGUUAGUUAGUUUUUUUUCACGUCUUUCGUUGCCUGUGUAUACAUAUCAACCCUAUAAUGACAUUGGGUGAGAAAAUGAUUGGAGAGAGGCAACAGGAGCCCAGUACCUCAUCACUGUCCCAAAAAUGUAGUGUUAAAGCACCGUGGGCUAAGCACCUUGUGUUGUCACCUCGUGCAUAGUUUAUCAACCAAUGCCAAACAGAAGCAGCAAUGUUUCCUCCCCCUUACAUAUACUUUUUGUGGGAGUGUAAAUUGAGGAAUUGAUUGCACAUUUUGGCAUCAUUGAGGUGAACUUUGUGGAUUUAAUGGUCAAAACACCAAUUUGGCUGUUUGCUUAUGACUGUAUAAUUGGUGACCGCAUCCAUAGCUUGCUACCUUAAUCUGGGAGUCCUUUCUAAAUUGCUUGGUGAGCAUGUUUUUUGUGUACAAUGUGCUUUUCUUGUGAGUUCCAUUUUUAAUACUUCACGUUUGUGCAAAUCCAGAGCACUUAGCAUGUUUACAGUCCAAUGAGAAGUGAGUUAAUUUCAAUCUUGGCACUUUACAGCUAGUGCUUUGUCAGUGAGCAAGUGCAGAUUGUCUAAUAAAAUUCAUCACCCCUGUUCCUUUCCAGUCUGCCAAAUUUUCAACCUUAUCAUGUAGAAUUGUGACAUUGCUAUUUUCUGCAGCGCUAAUUCUGUAUCUCCUGAAAUCAAAAUAGCAUAUGUGUUUGGCACAUUUCAGACAUCAUUGUUGUAAUGAAUGCAGUAACCCAAUUUUGGGUUAGUGUCCAAAAUGUGGAGAGAGGACUUGCAGAUAAAGGGCAUUGAGCUCAUGUACUCUGAUAUCCCUCAUCGUUGAUCUCCAAAACCCUAGUGAGCAAUCCCAGGGAAGGAAUUCUCUCCCUCCCAAAAAUUCUUUGCCGCUUGCAUGUUUUGUCCAGGAUGGUUAAUCAUAUCAGCUGGUCACAUGGUGUCAAAAUCCUGUCUGGGUUAGACACCAGUGGCACUGAUACACAAAGGCAAUGGGCAAAGUGAAAACAGUCUGAAGCAAGAAAUGCAAUAUAUUAAACCACACACUUUAUUUUGUUUUUGUUUUAUUCUUGUCAAAUCACUUACUGGUUAAAGCUAGCGUGUAGUUCAGUCUGUUAUUUAAAUUCUAAUAUAUGAGUUGCAUCUGGAGUUAAUUCAUGUUCAGGGGCCAUGUUGUGUAUGUAUGUGAUGUUCAGCCUUUGAAUAUGAAUAACUAUUGUAAACUAUGAUAUUUUGACUUUGUUUCCAGGCUUUUAUUAUAUAAAUUUUCUAUUUGGUCAAUGAUUUGGAUCAUAUUCUUCAUAAUUUAAUGAACGUAUAAUAUUUUCUGAAUAUUUGUGCUUUAGAUGGAGCGGAAUGAUUUGAACUUUCACGUAAUGCUCAAUAGUUCUGUAAUUAAAGCAUGUAGGGGUUGCAGGUAUAAAACAUCAAAUCUU